CCCUCUGACGUCCCAGAGGGGCGGGCCUCGGGGCAGUUUGAAUGUCGGGCGCUCGGCGCUAGGCCCGCGGCUGCGAUGUCGGUGUUAAGGCCGCUAGACAAGCUGCCGGGCCUAAACACGGCCACCGUCUUGCUGGUGGGCACGGACGACGCUGUGCUGCAGCAGCUGGCGGACUCGAUGCUGCGGAAGAACUGCACCUCCGAGCUGAGGGUCCACCUAGCCGUGUCCCUCCCUCUGCCCUCCAGUCUGAGUCGGCCCCGGAUUGACCUGAUCGUGUUUGUGAUCAACCUUCACAGCAAAUACAGCCUCCAGAACGUGGAGAAGUCCCUGUGCCACGUGGACGCCAGCUACUUUCUGGGGAAGGUGUGCUUCCUCGCCACCGGCGCUGGGCGGGAGAGCCACUGCAGCGUCCACCAGGACACUGUCGCACGGCUGGCCCACACCUACCGAAGCCCCCUGCUCCUGUGUGACUUGGAGGUGGAGGAUUUCCGUGCCACCGUGGCGCAGCGCCUGGUCCGCAUGCUGCAGAUCUGUGCUGGCCACGUGCCCGGCGUCUCGGCCAUGAGCCUGCUGUCCCUGCUGAGGAGCUCCGAGAGCCCCUCCCUGGAGGACCUGUGAGGGCCUCUGGCCCCUGGGCUGCCCUGCAACAGAGGCCCAGCCCCUGUGUGCCCCAGCAGGCCGCACUCCCACACUCUCCCGCAGAACCUGGGUCUCCUCCAUGUGACAUGGCUUCCCAGAAGUUAUUUAAACCAAGGAGUCAUGGCUAAAAACAUUUGAAAAAUCGCAGUCAUCCACCACUGUGGCUCUGCAGGAGAGGACAGAGCGAUGGGUCGUGGGGUAAGGGGCGCACACACCCCACAUCCCGGCCCUGCUGCUGCAGCACCUGCUUGCUGCCUCUGGGAACCUCGGAUUCCCCAGGUGUGAUGGAGGUAUCACACUGGGGAUAAUUUUGGAUUAAUUUUGAGAAAUGGAGAGCGGUCUCCCACCUGGUGGUCCAUUUCCCGAAUGCCCACUAUGGCAUGGAGGCUGGACCAGGUCAGAGCCCAGAACGCAGUCCAUGCGGGUGGCAGGAUCCCAGCGAGUAGAGUCGGAGCCAGGGGUUGGACCCCAG
Molecule: messenger RNA, 1111 nt
Organism: Ochotona princeps (American pika)
Lineage: Eukaryota; Metazoa; Chordata; Mammalia; Lagomorpha; Ochotonidae
Gene: CENPM
Product: centromere protein M
Exons: 6
Coding region: 76-618 (180 amino acids)
Source: RefSeq, a predicted model, not a curated record